AUGGAAUUCUUUGCUAGUCUUCGGUCACAAAUCAUGGAUUUUUUUGCUAGACUCCGGCAGCGAAUCGCGGAUUUUAUUGCUAAUAUAGAAAAGAUGAUCUCGACAAAGAACUCGCAUAGCGAGAACGGAUACGUUGAUACAAACUCUUUAUCAGGAAAGAUCUCAUCAGAAAAGAAGACCUCUUCAGAGUUCAGGAAUCCUAGAGUUAUUUUGAGUGUUUCCAUCCUAUUUUGUAUAAAUUUGUUGAAUUAUAUGGACAGGUAUACUAUAGCAGGUGUGCUAACAAAUAUUCAAACUUUCUACAAGAUUGAUGACGCCCAAGCGGGUUUAUUACAAACUGUGUUUUUCAUAUUUUUUAUGUUUUGCUCUCCAGUAUGUGGCUUUCUUGGAGACAGGUAUAACCGGAAAUGGAUCAUGAUUGUUGGUAUAGCCGUCUGGGUGGGAGCAGUGUUCGGUUCCACACUCGUGCCUGCAGAUAAAUUUUGGUUAUUUCUUCUUUUGCGAGGUAUUGUUGGAGUUGGUGAAGCAUCAUAUGCAGUAAUCUCACCGUCGAUUAUUGCCGAUAUGUUUACUGGGCAAAAUAGAAGUCGAAUGCUGAUGAUUUUCUAUUUUGCAAUUCCUUUUGGAAGUGGCCUGGGUUUCAUCGUCGGUUCCACCGUCGCAGCUUGGACAGGCCAUUGGUCAUGGGGAGUACGAGUCACCGGAGUAUUGGGUAUAUUAUGCCUUGUAAUGAUCAUACUCUUCAUCCAAGAGCCGGAACGAGGGGCUGCAGAACGAGAAAAAGGUGAAAUAGCUGCAGAAGUGGUAAAUACCAGCUAUUUGGAUGACAUCAAGGCUCUUGCAACGAACCUGACCUACGUCUUCUCCACUGCUGGUUAUACUGCUAUCGUGUUUGUGGUCGGAACAUUGACAUGGUGGGCACCUACAGCCAUUGAACAUAACGAGGCAUACAAGCAAGGACUGAACAGCACCGGCUUGUUGGACCCAGAUUCCAAAGCUCAGAUCAAUCUUAUUUUCGGCGUUAUUACCUGUGUCGGAGGAAUCGCCGGUGUUGCUUUGGGAUCGUCCUUAUCCAUGUUUCUCCGCUCUGGCUAUGGGCCGUUCAGGUUUGUCCAAACCGUACGAUCGGAUCCGAUAAUCUGUGGAGCUGGAGCGCUCAUUGGCUUGCCGACGUUGUUUUUCUCGCUUCGAAUGAUCCCAACAAGCAUGCCAGCAACCUAUAUCCUCAUGUUCAUAACAAUUACUGCAACUUGCUUUAAUUGGGCCACAAAUGUUGAUAUGCUUAUGGCCGUGGUUAUACCAUCUCGACGAAACGCAGCAAAUUCAUGGCAAAUUCUGCUAUCUCAUAUGUUUGGAGAUGCAUCAGGACCGUAUAUCAUAGGCAUGAUUUCCGAUGCCAUUCGUGGAGAUGACUCAUCUCCCUAUGGACACUAUCAUUCGCUAGUGAUAUCCUUUUAUCUCCCAAACGCAUUACUUCUAGUCAGUGCAGUGUUGUUUUUCGUAUCUGCGUAUACAUUCGUCAAAGAUAAUAACAAAUUCAAGGAGUAUAUGGGUGUUGCUGGAACAUCAAGUGACAAGAAUAUGGAUGGUGACUUGUCACUGGCAACAGGAAGGGAUAAUCGAGCAUUUUCGGUGACAGAUAGGGAAGAAGCAGAGACUACGAAGAUCUGAUUACACUUUUACGGGAACCUGCUAAGUUAAUGUACAUUAAUCACGUCUUUCUGUAACUACUGCAAGCGAUGUAAUUAAAU
Messenger RNA from Cylicocyclus nassatus, 1751 nucleotides. Lineage: Eukaryota; Metazoa; Nematoda; Chromadorea; Rhabditida; Strongylidae. The record is from the annotation of a GenBank genome assembly.